UGCAUUGCGAAACAACAUGGAUCAAGGACAAGGUCCUCCUCCAAUGAUGAGGCCUCCUUUUGGGAUGCCUCCUCCUGGACAAGGUCCCCCAGGGUCAGGAUACCCAGGGAUGCCCCCUAUGGGGGGUCCUAACCCCCAGGGCUAUUUGCCUCCAGGCUACGGAGGUCCUCCCGGCGGUAUGCCACCCCCAGGGUACCCAGCCAACAUGCCACCCCCUAAUUUUUCUGCCCCACCCACUUCAGGUGGUGCCAAUAACUCUGCUGUCAUAUCAGCUCCGCCCACUAAUACAGCUGGACAGCCACAGACUGGAGGUUUCCAGACCAUGCCCCAACAGAUGGCGACACAGUCUUCACUUCCUGUGGAGAUGUCACCUGCAGGUACUCUGGCAGAGAGUGGACCCAUGCCACCAAAGAAAUCCAAUUGGACAGAACACAAGGCUCCAGAUGGAAGGACAUAUUUUUAUAAUGCCACCACGAAGCAAUCUUCCUGGGAAAAACCAGAUGAACUGAAGACACCUGCUGAGGUGAACUACCUCUCUCAGCCAAAUUAUGGAGAGUCCUUUUAUUUUUACCGGUCUUCCCACAAUGCAUUGCGAAACAACAUGGAUCAAGGACAAGGUCCUCCUCCAAUGAUGAGGCCUCCUUUUGGGAUGCCUCCUCCUGGACAAGGUCCUCCAGGGUCAGGAUACCCAGGGAUGCCCCCUAUGGGGGGUCCUAACCCCCAGGGCUAUAUGCCUCCAGGUUACGGAGGUCCUCCCGGCGGUAUGCCACCCCCAGGGUACCCAGCCAAUAUGCCACCCCCUAAUUUUUCUGCCCCACCCACUUCAGGAGGGGCCAAUAACUCUGCUGUCAUAUCAGCUCCGCCCACUAAUACAGCUGGACAGCCACAGACUGGAGGUUUCCAGACCAUGCCCCAACAGAUGGCAACACAGUCUUCACUUCCUGUGGAGAUGUCACCUGCAGGUACUCUGGCAGAGAGUGGACCCAUGCCACCAAAGAAAUCCAAUUGGACAGAACACAAGGCUCCAGAUGGAAGGACAUAUUUUUAUAAUGCCACCACGAAGCAAUCUUCCUGGGAAAAACCAGAUGAACUGAAGACACCUGCUGAGCUGCUGUACUCCAAGUGUCCAUGGAAGGAACACAAAGCAGACAGUGGCAAGGUAUAUUUCCAUAACAGCCAGAACAAGGAGUCCAGGUGGACCAAACCUAAAGAACUUGAGGACAUUGAUGGAGAAUCUGAGGAUGAAGACAAACCAGUGGAAACAAAGCCCAUUUCCUUCAAGAAUAAGAAAGAAGCCAUUGAAGCUUUCAAGACUCUUCUCAAAGAGAAAGACGUCCCCUCCAAUACCACUUGGGAACAGGUGAUGAAGUUGAUCAUCAAUGACCCCAGAUAUGGUGCCCUGAAACACCUGAAUGAAAAGAAGCAGGCAUUUAAUGCAUACAAGACACAGAGAAGCAAGGAAGAAAAGGAACAAGAAAGGUUGCGGGCCAAACAAGCAAAGGAGGAUUUAGAAAACUUCUUGUUGCACACAGACAAAAUUCAUUCCACAAUCAAAUACAGGCGUGCAGACCAGCUAUUUGCUGAGCUGGAGAUAUGGAAGAAUGUUCCUGACAGAGACAGGAGAGAUAUCUAUGAGGACGUCAUUCAUGUCAUUGCCAAAAGAGAAAAGGAAGAAGCUAAAACUCUGCGUAAGAGGAACAUCAAGGUGUUCAAUGAAAUCUUGGACAACAUGCCCAGUUUGACCUAUAGGACCACAUGGUCAGAGGGUCAGGCUCUCUUACUAGACAACCCCACCUUUACAGAUGACACAGACCUGCAAAGAGAUUUUCAAUUGCAGGAGAAGGGCUUCCUGAUCAAUGUAGAGACAACCUAUGAAGAUUUUGUGAAGUCGCUAAAGUCAGACAGCAGGUCCAAAACUCUGGAUGCUGGCAAUGUUAAACUGACCUAUAAUAGUUUAAUAGAAAAAGCUGAAGCCAGAGAGAAAGAGAGAAUGAAGGAAGAAAGUAGAAAGCAAAAGAAGUUGGAGAAUGCGUUCAAGUCGAUGCUGAAGCAGGCGACGCCCCCUUUGGAACCCACCACACAGUGGGAAGAUGUACGUGAAAGAUUUGAAGCAGAUUCCAACUUUCAAAUCAUCAAUCCAGAGUCUGAGAGGAUAAGGCUAUAUAAGGAGUUCAUAGCAGCCUUGGAGGAGGCCUGUAUGCACCACCACCGCUCAUAUCCCAAGAAAAAGAAGACAAAGAAACACCGCAGCAAGAGGUCUAGGUCAAGGUCGCAGGACAAGGAUGUGGACAAGGACAAAGAGAGAGACAAAGAGAGGUCAGAGUCUGAAGAAGAAGAACGUCGACACAGAAAGAAGAAAAAGAGGUCAAGGUCAGAAUCCAGGUCACCCUCACCACCACCUAGGUCAGAGUCCAGGUCUCCAUCACCAGAAGAAACAGAGAGAAAGAAGCCAAAGAAGCACAAGAAAAAGAAGAAGAAGAAGCAUGCAUCUAGAUCUCCAUCUCGGUCGCCAUCAGAGGAGGAGGAGGGUGAGAGGAGAGACACAGACAGAGGGUCAGGCAGGAGAAAACAAGAUGCACACUCUCCAGAAUAUAAGAAAGAAAAGACGGGCUGGGAUACAUCAGAGAGUGAUCUUAGUGAGGGAGAACUGGAGAAGAAGCGUAGGCAGUUGCUGAAACAACUGGAGGACGAUGGUUGAAGAUAAAAAAACAGACAGAUCAUACAAGACUGUAGACAGAAACAGGAUUGGAUUUACAAAGAGUUAAGAGGUGGCAGAAAAGAGAAAUGGACGUCCUUGUCUAGAAAACUGUUAUAGAGUUCACUGGAAGACAUGGACCUAGUGCAUGUUCUCUUAAACUGAUACUUACCAUGUGAGAAAUGAUGGUUGUUUCUGUUUGUUUACAUUAUGUACUGCCUGUGGAUGAUGCAGUGAGAAGACAUUUUUUACCAGUAAUUUCAUCAAUAUUCAGAAUGUAAUGGUUAUCUGUUCUGAAGAUUAAAAUGUCUGCCUUAUUCUGUUUAUAGAAUGGAGAGAGACUGAAAAUGUUACAUUUAGUUUACAUUUAGUAGAGUGAACAAAAAAGGUCAUGACCAUUUUGUAGCGUUUUUUGUUUGAGAAAAAUGUGAUUAAACCAUUCAACUGCAUCUUGUCUAAUACUAAAAAUGACUGAAAUCACUUUAUUUUCUGUCAGUAAUAUGUGCCUCUUGGGAAGAUGUUGCCAUGUAAAACUUUGGAACUUGUAUAAAUAAUUGCUUCCAUGAAUGUAUCACGAUGUAUGGUUCCAAAUAAAGAGACAGAGUGUAAGAUGUUAAACACAUAAAACUAAAACAUUUCUCAUUUAACUUUUGUAACAAGUCAUACUUUUUAUCAGUUUUAAAAGAUGUAUGAGAUGCAUGAAUAAAUAUGAGAAACAAUAA
This is a messenger RNA of Lingula anatina, 3417 nucleotides long. Its product is annotated as pre-mRNA-processing factor 40 homolog A. Lineage: Eukaryota; Metazoa; Brachiopoda; Lingulata; Lingulida; Lingulidae. The record is from RefSeq and is a predicted model, not a curated record. Gene Ontology annotation, cellular component: U2-type prespliceosome; U1 snRNP. Gene Ontology annotation, biological process: mRNA cis splicing, via spliceosome. Gene Ontology annotation, molecular function: RNA binding; protein binding.